AUGGGAAAUUGCGGCUCAAAAAAGGCCGAGAAGACGGUCGUCGAGCCAGAGGAGCCGAAGCCGAGCGCGGUGCCUGAGGAGCCGGUGGAGGAGGAGCCGGUGGCAACGGAGAAGCCGUCGCCCGAGGCGGAGGCGGAGCCCGCGCCAACCGAGGAAGAGGCCGAGGCUCCCAAUGCCUUUUCGGCGCGCGAGGACCCCGACCCCGUGGUUCCCAAAGGCCUCCCGGACGUCAACGUCUGGCAUCCGCAGAGCGAGAUGGAGGUGCAGGGGAUCGUUCGCCAGGCCCGCGCCGAGGGGAAGAAGGUGCGCGUCGUGGGCUCGGGGCACUCGGUUUGGGAUGCGGUGGUCCCCGCGGGCUUCGCGCAGACCGGCGAGGGGGAUUGGCUCAUCGUCUUCGACAACAUGCGCGAGCUCGCCAUGGACGGGACGCGGGUCCGAGCCCAAGCCGGGAGCAACCUCGGCGUCUCGCCCCGCCUGCCCCACUUCGAGCCCAUCACCACCGAUGCGGCCCUCGCCCCGAGCGCCCAAAACCUCACUCGCCCCUUCUCGUGGGAAGAGAGCCUCUGCUACUUUCUCGACCAGCAAGGCCGGGCCCUGCCGGACCUCGGGGGCAUCAGCCAUCAGACGGUGGCCGGGUUUCUCUCCACCGGCUAG
This is a messenger RNA of Emiliania huxleyi CCMP1516, 654 nucleotides long. RefSeq lists its product as hypothetical. The transcript is spliced from 2 exons. Lineage: Eukaryota; Haptophyta; Isochrysidales; Noelaerhabdaceae. The coding region runs from base 1 to 654 and encodes 217 amino acids. The record is from RefSeq and is a predicted model, not a curated record. Gene Ontology annotation, molecular function: FAD binding; oxidoreductase activity, acting on the CH-OH group of donors, oxygen as acceptor.